CCUCGUUCAUUGAUAUGGCAACCGAAGACUACAUCCGGGCGCUGGAACAGCGUCUGGCGCAGGUGGAAAGCCGACUCUUGGGCCUGGAAAACGGGAACAAGACCGCUGGAUCCGAUGUCCCAGACUCCAGUGCCGACACGGCGAGCAUAGCAUCCACCGAGCAAGCAGUGAAAAAUGAUCCACAGGAGAAACCCGCGUCCGAGACCGAGGACAGCAAUAACAAUCCGCGCCCGCCACUACCUCCGAUCGAGCUCAAAGUGCAAAACUUGUCCUAUAUCCCGUUUACAUACCAUGCCCUCCCUGCCGACAGUCAACCCCUAAUUGAAGCUCUCUACUUUCCCAACGGUCGGAAAAAAGCGAGAGAGGAACGGAAUACAUUUUACAAUACGCUGGAGAGCGUCAAGCCCGACAAGGCCGUGCAGAUGAUCAGGGAUGCCUAUGUACCGGCAGGCGACUUUGACAUGGCCCACGUCGCUGCGCUUCGCAUCACAUCCCAGCCGUUGGGAAACAUUCUGCAGUCAUUGUGGAAUGCGGAGCCCUCCAUGGAACACGUCCUCAUGUACCCUCCAUUCAACGAUCCAAUCUACUUUUUCGAUGGUGCCAAAAAGAAGCUCGCAGAAAUGGAGGCCCACGCGGAACAGGAUCCAGGCCCUGCGCCUGGUGACGGUCCUGGAACAUCUUCUCAAACUCCCAGUGAGCCGAGCCUGCUGGAGCAGUUACGAUUCUACGUGCAUCUUAUGGAGCAGGAGGUUAUUCCGUUUUGCGAGCACUUCAAGACCCUGUCCGCCUCGGAUAACGCUACCGUACAGUUUGACAAUCUUUAUCAUCUGUUUCAGCCCGGCGACAUAAUAGUCUACCCUGGGGCCAGUACCAAUCACGAAACGGGUCUAGGAAGCAAUCGGGGAGAUCAACUAUUGUGGCGAGUGUAUUCCCGAUGGGGACUCUCCACCAGCGAUCAGUUGGUGGUGAACGCGUAUUGCAUUGACUACGAUGGCCAUUCUUACGUCUGCAGCACACAAUCCUUCACGAUCAAGCGCUUUGACGGAGCAGUCAGUGUCACUAGCUUGAAGGUCUAUCCGAUCCGGUGUGCAAGCAAUAUGCAGUCACUGCUCGACGAUGCGAAGAGACGGGGAGAAGCCUUUCAAAGAUUUACCAAGACCAAGCUAGUCACCCACAACGGCUGGGCCUCGGAACCGAAUCCAUCAGAUCCAACUUUGCGAUACAUCACUGGUGAUGUGGUCAUCGAUUUCACUGAAACGUUCAAAGCUCAUGCGGACUGCAAGCCCACUACUCAACUACCCGAUUUCGACAAGUCAGAUACUGACAAAUCGAGCUAUACGGAUCAGUUGCUUUUGUUUUGGACCGAUGGGAAAGCCUUGGGGGAGUCGCAAGAAAAGUGGGUUUGGUACUCAGGAGAACAUCCCCAAACUGUCGAGGAAAAGGAUUACUGUUACGACGAAGAUAAUUUUCUCUCCUAUCUCUUUGAAGGGGAUCAAAACGAAUACACCUUGAGCGAAGAAGAUCUCUGCUUGCUUCCCCGGAGACUCUUUGCUUACUCCCUUCAGGACCGACGGUUUGUGGCGGUCGACGUGGAUAAUUUGAAGCUGAUCGAGUAUGCGCAGUCCAAGUUUGACAGCCUAGUCAUCAAUCAAAAGCACGAGAGAAUGCUCCGAGCCCUCAUACAGUCUCACUUUAGUCGGAAGGAAAUCUAUGACUUGACAGGCAACCGCAUUACUACUCAAGACAUCGUUCAUAAUAAGGGAAGGGGUCUUAUCAUCCUCCUCCACGGAGUCCCAGGUGUUGGCAAGACAUCUACAGCAGAAACGUUUGCCAACGAAUUCCGAAAGCCACUACUUCCGAUUACUUGCGGUGACCUCGGUCUGGAUCCUGCAACGGUGGAGCAAUCACUCAAGGAGAUGUUUCGUCUGGCCCAAUUAUGGGACUGCGUCUUGCUGUUGGAUGAAGCAGACGUCUUUCUUACGGAGCGGAUACCAUCCGAUCUGAACCGGAAUGCGCUCGUGUCAGUUUUUCUUCGCGUCUUGGAUUACUACGCCGGAGUUCUGUUUCUGACGACCAACCGGGUUGGCACUAUCGAUGAAGCUUUCAAAUCCCGACUUCAUGUCAGCUUAUAUUAUCCCCAUCUGAAGCCAAAUCAGACCGAGAAGAUCUGGCAGAUUAAUCUCAAGCGACUGGGCGAGAUUGAAGCAGAACAGAGUCGGAUUACUGGACAGCCUCCCAUGACGGUUGAUUACAAUGGAAUCCUAGAGUUUGCCAGAGACCACUAUCGGAAGGGGAGGGACAGUGGGAAGGGAGUCUGGAAUGGGAGACAAAUCCGGAAUGCGUUUCUCAUUGCAUCUGCACUCGCGCGGUUUGAAAUGGGUCAAGGUCCAGAUAUUCCCAGAUCAUAUGACCUAAGUGCCAGCCACUUUAAGACGGUUGUCGAAGUUGGGUUUGGAUUUGAAGUAUAUCUCCAGGAAGUAAAAGGCAAAAGCGAUGGGGAAGCUGCCUUUCUGCAGGGGACUCGUGCGGAU
Aspergillus sclerotioniger CBS 115572 is the source of this 2531-nucleotide messenger RNA. Its product is annotated as P-loop containing nucleoside triphosphate hydrolase protein. The transcript is spliced from 2 exons. The annotation marks the transcript as partial. Gene Ontology annotation, molecular function: ATP hydrolysis activity; ATP binding. The record is from RefSeq and is a predicted model, not a curated record. NCBI's taxonomy places the organism in Eukaryota, Fungi, Ascomycota, Eurotiomycetes, Eurotiales, Aspergillaceae.